GAAAAAUUUAAAAUUUAAAAUAGUAAUAAUAUAUUAUGUAACUAUUCGUACAUAAUAUCAUAAAUUAAAAAAAAAAUUCAAAUGAUUUUUGUGCCAGACGUGACAAAUACACCCAAACAUACUCCUUUAGAGAAGGGUAUUUUGUCAGUGAGUUGUUACUUGCGUUUAGAGGUUAUUGUAUAGCAUUUCAUUUUAUCUAUCUCCAUCGCGAGUACUUACUACAUAUAUUAUUUUCUUUCCUAUAAUAGGUAUACUUAUUCCAUAAACUCGAAAGUUAUCGUCGAAGUUAACUGACAUAAUAUGAUUAAAUCAUUCUAGCAAUGUAAGUAAUACAAGAAAACCUCACAUCAAAUAUUAUAGACGGUGCUCGUUAUGUAUAUCUAUAUGAUUAACAUUAUUAAAGGUAUCAGGUACCUACAUUUUUAACGUUAAAAAAAUGCAUAUAUCGUAAAGAGAAAAACAAUUAUAGUUCUAUUGAUAAUAAUAUUAUGUUUUAUGUUAGUAUAAAACGAUACUCGCCGUGGAUCAUUUAUUGAAAAACGAAAUAAUAAUAAUAAUAAAAAAAACGUUUCUGCUUUCCAACAAUAUCCGUUUUAGUAUCGGGCAGAGGUCAUGAGCCGGCCGACAGAUUCGUACACACAUACAGAGGUACAUACACACGCUCGUUCGCGUACACAUCACCGUAUAUAUCUACGUUCAGCGUUCGUAUUAUCGUCGUCUUCGUCGUCGUCAUAGCAGAGAAGCGGAGAGGCGAGUAAGUAUCGUAUCUACCGGUAACGAUUUCAAUUUCUAUAAAAAAACACACACACACACACACACACACACACACACACUAUAAGACGACGAUGCGUAUAUAUUGCAAAACCAGUUCGGCAGAAAAGAUUGAAUGAGUGAGAGAGAUGGAAUGAGUUAGUGUGUGCGUGUGUGUGAGGGAGAAAGACGCGUAUAGACGUAGCGCAGACAUAGACACAGACAAGCUGUGCACCGCACUGCAGGAAACGCUGCGGAGAAAGAGAGUCCGCCCGUCGUAACCGGUCGAACGUUCAAUUUCAUUCACAAAUCCGUCGAAUUUCCCCCUCUCCCUGGAAAAUACGAAUCCACCUCCCACCCCCUGCAACAGGUUCCCCCCUGCAGACGUGUCUCGGAGCUUUACCCCCCCCCCCCGUUGUGGCUCGCGCGCGUGACUGAUACUCGCCGGGCGGAAAGCGUUAUUCAUCAUCAUUGCCCGGCAAUAAGUGGCCCAGUAGAGGUGUGCGCGCAUGUGUGUGUGUGUGUGUGAUUACAAAGUAGUGAACGUGUGUGCGAUCGCGCCAAAAAGUCGAAAAUGCCGGCAAACCGCAUACUAUCGUGGCAGCACGGCACCCCGUACGACAAUCCUCCGCGCGACGAGUGAAUUACUACGUUCAAUCCUCCGAAAAUAGAGUACACGCGCAGGACACCGCGAUAUUCGCAAUCAUUUUUACUUUUUUUUAAACGGAUUUUUUUUUAUUAUUCAAUAUUUUUUUCACUCGCCACUACAUUGUAUUGGCUGUACAUCGAUAACGUAUUAUAUUCAUCGCUGCAAGUCACAUAUACGUUAUAAUAUUGUAAUAGUCACUCAAUAUUAUCUUGUACGCGAUGAUGGUCAAGAUGCGGUGCUUGUUCGUGGUUAACGUGCUCGUGUUGAAGAUCAUGGUCGGCACUGCCGAAACACCGGACGGUCAAUCACAGUGGGCUCACAAAGACACCGCUGCAACGUCCGCCGGGACGACGAUGACGGACGGCCGGAACGUGAUCUCGCCGCGGAUGGAUUUCGAAGAAUGGACGCCGUUGGGCCGCGGCGACCCGCUCAAAAACGACCCGACGUUCGACUAUCUGCCGCCGGUGCUGGAUCGAGUGCACUAUUGGAAACCGCCGCCCCCGGCGGCCACCAAUCGCGCGCACUAUUACUCGUCCGCGUCCGCCGCGACGCCGACCACGCCGCCGUCGCAGGCCGUUCACGGCGGCGGUUACAACCGACGGUUUUUCCUGACGGACUUUUCGAAAAGAGAACAACCGGUGGUCACCACUUACGCGGCUAUCAAGAGGCCGCCACCUCCCAACAACAAUCUGCUGCAGCCUCACCACCAUCACCAUCACCAUCCGCAACAACAACAAAUCCAACACCACUUGCAAACGUUACAGGCGGCACCCGCGGCCGGUUACCACUACUCGAUGCACCCGGCCGCGGCCGUGCCCAGGACUCCGCUGCCGAUGCUCACUCCGCCGCCGUACCAACAGUGGUCGUCCACGGCCAGCGACGUUCAGCGCCAGUCUGCGUCGGACGUGCCGGGCAACGCUGUGGCCGAGAGCAAGCAACCGCCGCCGACCAUGGUCCGGGCCCCGACUCGGCCAGUCUCGCCGUCGUCCAAUCAUUUGGCCGUCGUCAAGGCCCUGUUGGACGACGAAGUCGACCGGACCACCGUCACGACGACCGCAGCAGCCGCCACCACGGCCGCCGUCUGGAUGACGACCACGCCGCCGCCGCCGCCCGUCACCAUGACGCCAACUUCGCCGCCCGCCGCUCCGAUGGCCGCGGCCGCUCGGACCACGCCUCCGGUGGUCGCGUCGGAUCCGCUGUUCGCGCAUUACAGACAGUCACCGGUCACAGGCCGUCCAAUGUACCUCAUCAUACAGGGUCACUCAAAGGUCAAGACUUACGGAUCGGCCAGCAAGACGGACGAUCUGAACGCGGCCCCCGUGCAGGUACACGACCACAACCACAUCGGCAACCAACCGCUGGACGAACCUAGUCGGAGGAAACGCGACCACUACCGCGGUCGACGUCGAUAAAACACUACACAAAAUCUUCGGUCAAGUUUUCCCCGAUUUUUUUUUUUUUUUUUUAUAUUGGCUCCAAGAGAAGGCUUUGGAUAAUCCGACGGUGGUAUGGCACAUAAUAUGAUAUAAUACACGACUUAACGUUAAUUUGUUAUAAUAUCGUCGGGUUUACUGACUGUGCGCUUCCGGUGUUGUCCUUUUUCCGAAUUAUUCCAAUUUUCAUGUUUUUUUAAGAUAGUUAAAGACAAUGCAAUGUGCAUGUACUUAGUAUAAAGCAUUAUCCUCAGUUCACAAAGAAAAUAGUAUCGGAAAUUGCUUGUUCUAAUUCUAUUUAUUCAGCCCAAAUAUUCAACGAAAUCAUCUGCUUAAUCAUUAUUCAACCGUAAAAAUAGAAGUUUUCGCUUAAAAAUCAAAAUUUGUUACUCCAUAAAUCAAAACUUCAAUAAAUACAACUAUUCGAUAAAAAAAAAUAAAAUGGUGUAUGGGCAUGGUUGGUGAAUCGCUCCGAUAAAUAUGAGUUAAUUAUGUAUAUAAUAUAUAACAUUUAAAUACAUAAUUUUCAAAAUGAUCCACUUCAAAUCUGUAGACACUUAUUUCGGUGUUGUUUCAGCAUAAUAGUGAGACGACAAUCUGAUGCAAAUUGGUCGAAAAAU
Molecule: messenger RNA, 3452 nt
Organism: Aphis gossypii (cotton aphid)
Lineage: Eukaryota; Metazoa; Arthropoda; Insecta; Hemiptera; Aphididae
Product: mucin-2
Exons: 2
Coding region: 1618-2811 (397 amino acids)
Source: RefSeq, a predicted model, not a curated record